CUAAAGCCGGAUUGAUUUUCUUUAGAUUUUCAAAAAGAAAAUCACAGUUCAAGAAUAUGGUAGCGCUGAUUACUUCUUGGGUGAUUCUGAACCACCUAAACUUCUUUUAGAAAUGGAAAAGGAAGAUCAGCUUCUGAGGCCAGUGAUUCAGUCGAGAAAUCAAGCUGUGCAAAGAAUAAAGGAAAGUCAACAGCAGUUUAUCUUUGUAGCAUCAUUACUUGAUCGAAUACCUAACAUUGCUGGGUUAGCAAGGACAUGUGAGGUAUUCAAGGCAGCAGGUCUGGCCGUUUCUGAUGCAAGCAUCAUACAUGACAAACAAUUUCAACUGAUUAGUGUAACAGCUGAGAAGUGGGUUCCUAUCAUAGAGGUUCCUGUGUUCAGCUUGAAGGUUUUUAGAAAAGAAAAAAAGCGAGAAGGUUUCUCCAUCUUAGGCUUGGAGCAGACUGCAAACAGUGUUCCUCUUGACCAGUAUUCCUUCCCACGGAAAACAGUUCUAGUCCUAGGGAGAGAAAAGGAAGGAAUCCCUGUGGAUAUUAUCCAUGCACUAGAUGCCUGCGUGGAGAUUCCUCAGUUGGGCAUUAUUAGGUCUCUCAAUGUGCAUGUUAGUGGUGCCAUUGCUUUAUGGGAGUACACUCGGCAACAGCGAUCUAAGCAACUAUGAGAGUUUUAUAACAUUAUUUGGAGUUGUAAUGGCAAUUUUUUUGACAGUGAACUUAAUUGCAACAAUUUAGAUUCUCUUGAUGAUCAUGCACCUCUGCUAUAAUUAUUGCCAAGCAUACAUUAUACAUCAGUAGUUUAAACAUCGAUUUCUCUCUGCGAUAAUUGUUGUGAAGCAUUCAUUAUAUAUCAGUGGUUUAAACAUCAAUUUCUCUUUUAUCUGGUUGAGUUGGUGUUUGAUACUCAUUUUGACAAAUUGUCCUCAGAUUGAAUUGAUUAUGAGGCCAGAAGGAAGCCUAAAUCAUUUGGUUGGUGUUUUUACUGGUUCUGAGUUUUCUAUGGUUGAUAUGAUGGUUCAUCUCAUAAUAGCAUUUCUUGUGUCAUAAUGUUUUUGUUACUGUUUCAUAGGACUGGUAUGGAAGACUAGAACAUAACAGCAGGUGACUUGGAUGAACAUGCAGACCAGCGAUGAUAAGCUGCAGGUAUGCAUGAUCUUGUCAUAAAUGAUGUGAAAAGUCAGGCUUGGAUUUGGAUGCAAGAGAUCUUGGUGGGGGGCGUCACUAGUAGGAAGAA
Dioscorea cayenensis subsp. rotundata (Guinea yam) is the source of this 1230-nucleotide messenger RNA. RefSeq names its product probable methyltransferase TARBP1. NCBI's taxonomy places the organism in Eukaryota, Viridiplantae, Streptophyta, Magnoliopsida, Dioscoreales, Dioscoreaceae. Gene Ontology annotation, biological process: tRNA methylation. The record is from RefSeq and is a predicted model, not a curated record. Gene Ontology annotation, molecular function: RNA binding; tRNA (guanine) methyltransferase activity.